AUGUUUAUUCACCAUCACAAAAAAUAGAACGAACGCAUCGAAACGGGUUGUGGCGCGGAUGCUCUCAGUGAGCGUAGAUGAGUCCGCUGAUGGAGCUCCGAGCGCUGCCUCCUCCAACCCUCGCUGGGUGCAUGCUUCCAUCAGUUAGACAACAUACUCAUGGCCUAAGGAUUCGUUUGACCUUCAAAUCAAAGGAUUAUUUAAUGUUUAUUCAAAGACGGAUCAUGCGGCACAUGUCGUUGAACAUAAGAAGCUCAGCAGAGAAUGAUAGUGGCAUCAAAGAUGAUAUGAAGGCAGCUUCCUCCAUAAAACCAUUUUAUGAUGCCCGUAUUCUCUAUAGCAUGGCACCAGCCAUGGGUCAUAAUAAGGAAUCUCACCCAGAAUCAAAUAAAAGGGUGCCAGCAAUUAUUGAUGCUCUUGAAAAGUUGGAACUCUCUCCUAAGUACCGCUAUUCGGAGGUGUUUGAAGUACAAAACUUUCGACCUGCUACUAUGGAUGAUAUUGCACGUGUCCAUGCAAGAACCUACAUUACUGGCCUUGAGAAGGCCAUGUCUAAGGCAACUGAUGAAGGUAUCAUUUUUAUUGAUGGAUCUGGGCCAACAUAUGCCACAAAAACUACAUUUGAAGAAGCACUUAUUGCAGCCGGUGCAGGGAUUUCCUUAGUUGAUUCAGUGGUUGAAGCAUCAAUGGCCACCCGCAAUCCACCUAUAGGAUUUGCCUUAGUACGACCACCUGGUCAUCAUGCAGUUCCAAAAGGUCCUAUGGGUUUUUGUGUCUUUGGAAAUAUUGCGGUUGCUGCGCGCCAUGCACAACAUGCACAUGGAUUGAAAAAGGUUCUUAUAAUUGAUUUUGAUGUUCACCAUGGUAAUGGAACAUGUGAUGCAUUUUAUGAUGAUCCAGAUGUAUUCUUCAUUUCUACUCAUCAGGUUGGAAGUUAUCCUGGUACUGGCAAGAUUGAACAGGUUGGUCAAGGCAGUGGUGAAGGAACAACACUUAAUCUGCCUCUACCUGGAGGGUCAGGAGAUAAUUCAAUGAGAUCUGUAUUUGAUGAGGUCAUUGUUCCAUGUGCCCAAAGAUUUAAGCCUGACAUAGUUCUUGUUUCAGCUGGUUAUGAUGCUCAUGCAUUGGACCCAUUAGCUGGUCUGCAAUUUACAACUGGCACAUACUACAUGCUAGCAUCAAGCAUAAAGCAACUUGCAAAUGAGCUAUGCGGCGGACGCUGUGUGUUCUUCUUGGAAGGUGGAUACAAUCUCCAAUCUCUGUCUAGUUCUGUUGCUGAUACCUUCCGAGCAUUCCUUGGGGAACCAAGCUUGGCUUCCCAGUUUGAUGAUCCUGCAAUGCUGUAUGAAGAACCCUUGUCUAGAGUGAAAAAAGUACUUCAGAAGGCCAAACACAUACAUUCUCUCUGAACUUUUGAGAAUUGCAUACUGUAGUCAUUAAAAAUUUAUCAGUCAACCCAUAAGCUUUUAGUCAUUUCCAGUUGUAUAUUUUGAUACACAUUGCAUAAUAGAAAAUGGUACAUAUUUUUCACUCAAGAUAAAGAUUCAACUACAUGGCGGAUUAGAUGCCAAGUA
Molecule: messenger RNA, 1574 nt
Organism: Musa acuminata subsp. malaccensis (wild Malaysian banana)
Lineage: Eukaryota; Viridiplantae; Streptophyta; Magnoliopsida; Zingiberales; Musaceae
Product: histone deacetylase 10, chloroplastic
Biological process (GO): negative regulation of transcription by RNA polymerase II
Cellular component (GO): histone deacetylase complex; cytoplasm
Molecular function (GO): histone deacetylase activity; transcription factor binding
Source: RefSeq, a predicted model, not a curated record